Priapulus caudatus is the source of this 590-nucleotide messenger RNA. RefSeq names its product nucleolar complex protein 4 homolog. NCBI's taxonomy places the organism in Eukaryota, Metazoa, Priapulida, Priapulimorpha, Priapulimorphida, Priapulidae. Gene Ontology annotation, biological process: ribosome biogenesis. Gene Ontology annotation, cellular component: nucleolus; Noc4p-Nop14p complex; small-subunit processome. The record is from RefSeq and is a predicted model, not a curated record.
AAGAUACGAGGAAAAGAAUGUCCUUGAGGGAGUGCAAGAAGCUGUUCACGAGGGCGUGGUGUGACCUUCUCCGGUUCAAGCUGACGCCGCGGAUCUACAAGAAGGUGUUGACGAUGAUGCACGAGGGCAUCCUGCCGUUCAUGACCGAACCGCUGCUGCUCGCCGACUUUCUCACGCACUCGUACAACAUAGGUGGCGCCAUCAGUCUGCUGUCGCUGCACGGUCUCUUUGUUCUCAUCAGCAAGCACAACCUGUCCCGGCUCGCCGUCACCGCCCCCGCGCCGGCGGGGGUGGGGAUCCUCGUCACUGCCGUUCGUCGGCAACCUGCUCAUACGACACGCCAGCUGUCGUGCUGCCACCGGCCCGUCAGACUAUCGCAGCACGGCCUCUGCGACGACCCCUACGUCAUGGAGGAGACGGACCUGACGCGCACGCACGCCAUCGACAGCUCCCUCUGGGAGGUGAAGUCGCUGACGGCGCACUGGUACCCAGGUGUCGCCACCGCUGCGGCGAACCUGCUGGAGAAGCCGCUGCCGGCGACCGAGUGGAACAUAGCGAGUGACAUCGAGACGAACAACGAUGAUUUUUAA